Molecule: messenger RNA, 1155 nt
Organism: Populus euphratica (Euphrates poplar)
Lineage: Eukaryota; Viridiplantae; Streptophyta; Magnoliopsida; Malpighiales; Salicaceae
Product: glucan endo-1,3-beta-glucosidase 14-like
Exons: 3
Coding region: 1-1155 (384 amino acids)
Biological process (GO): carbohydrate metabolic process
Molecular function (GO): hydrolase activity, hydrolyzing O-glycosyl compounds
Source: RefSeq, a predicted model, not a curated record
AUGGCCACUUGCUUAGUCCUUUCGCGUCUUCUUUUCUCGCUUCUGGUUAUUUGGGGUUCAGCUGUCCAAAUCCAUGGCGUUGAACUUGGGAUUAACUAUGGUCAGACUGCCAACGAUCUCCCAUCACCCACUCUAGCAGCUGUGCUGCUUCAAUCUCUCAACGUCCAUAGGGUAAAACUAUUUGAUGCUGAUCUCAAUGUCCUAAUUGCCUUUUCCAAUUCUGAUAUUGAGCUCACUAUUGGACUUGGCAAUGAGGACAUUCAAAAAAUGACUGUUCCCACAGAAGCUGAAAAUUGGAUUCAGCAGAAUGUUCAGCCCCAUAUCCCUCAAACCAAAAUCACUUGCAUCGCUGUCGGAAACGAGGUCUUCAGCAGUAAUGAUGCCCAGUUAAUGUUUAACCUUCUCCCAGCAAUGAAAAUGAUUCAUAACACUCUUGUGAAUCUUGGAUUAGAUAAACAAGUGAUGAUCACUACGCCACAUUCUUUUAACAUCUUGGAAAAUUCCUAUCCUCCUUCAUGUGGCACUUUUCGAGAAGAUCUUGCUGAAUACAUCAAGCCUUUAUUGCGUUUUCUUUCUCAAAUCAAGACGCCUUUCUUUAUCAAUACGUAUCCAUUUUUUGCAUACAAGGCUAACCCGACUCAGAUUUCUCUGGACUAUGUACUUUUCCAGCCUAACAAAGGGAUGAAAGAUCCAAAUACUAAUUUGCUUUAUGAUAACAUGUUGUAUGCUCAAGUAGAUGCCGUGUAUUCAGCAAUGAAAGCAAUGGGGCACACGGAUAUUGAAGUUAAGAAUUCAGAAACAGGCUGGCCAUCGAAGGGUGACCCUGAUGAGGUGGGAUCAACACCAGAAAAUGCAAGGCUAUAUCAUAGUAAUUUGCUCAAAAGAAUUCAGGAGAAGCAAGGUACACCAGCAAGACCAUCAGUCCCAAUCGAAGCAUAUGUUUCCGCUCUCUUUAACGAGGAUUUGAAAACAGGUCCAACAUCUGAAAGGAACUAUGGACUCUUCUAUCCUGAUUGUUCCCCAGUUUAUAAUAUUGGAUUGCAGGAUCAUUUUCCUACAAAUGGAGUAGUUUAUUCUUCAGCAUCAUCCAAUAAAAAUGCAUUGUCUGUCUUCUGCUUGCUGAUCUUUGUUAUGGUGUCCUUAAUCCUUGCUUAA